CUCUUAUACAGCCGCGUUUGUUCAUACACCAAUGUGGUGUAGUUCAGUGUCAGUUCUAGUUAUCGCUGUUGUAAAAACUUGACGGAAUUAUAUCUUGUUAUUAUUAUUAUAUAUUUACCUCCUAAGUGAAAAACAACAACAAUGUGUGGGAACACCGACGAAGAGGAUACAACCGAUAGCGGUUAUUCAUCAAAAUUCGGUCCACCUAUUGCCUAUGAUCCAACUUUCAGAGGUCCAGUAAAAAGCAGAAACUGUACAGAUGUCUUCUGCUGUAUACUGUUUGUCAUAUGUGUUGCUUCCAUGAUUGGGGUGUCAGUUUUUGGUUUUAUUCAUGGAGAUCCUCGCCGACUAUUGUACCCCACUGACAGCAAAGGAAAUAUUUGCGGUUAUGGAGAAUUCGUUGACAGACCAAAGCUUGUUUUCUUUGACUUACUCACUUGUUCAAAAAUGGGUAGAGAUGUUGAGAGCCUUGGAUGCCCCACACCUCAGGUGUGUGUUAAAGAAUGUCCCACUGAAAAUUAUGUCUACUUGGAGUCUGCACAGGAAGAAAAAGCAAACAGAAAUAAAAUACUUCAGAAGGAACGUGAACGCCUUAUUUGUAAAUAUGGUGUUGAUCGUAUGAGUGAAAACAUUCAGGACCUUGUCAGCCAAGGACUUUGUACUGCUUAUUAUGUGAAAUCAAUUUCAGUUGCCCAUCGCUGUAUCCCUGCUGUGUUUAAAUCAAAUAGCAUGUAUGAUGUUCUUCAAAGUGGCAAUAGUACAGUUAAAUUGAUGUCUAAAGAUGGUGACAAAAUCACACCAAAUGCUUUGGCUGAAGCAACAAGAUACCUCAUUGAAUUUCACAAAUUUCAGGAAUAUGGAGAGAUGAUAUUCAGUGACAUUAAAAAUUCCUGGCUCCUCAUUGUAGUAUGCUUCCUGAUUGCUGUGCUGAUAUCCUUGGUUUGGGUGAUUUUACUGCGUUGUAUUGCAGCUGUUCUUGUUUGGGUGACACUUAUUGCUUUCUUUGCAUUACUUGGAUUUGUCAUUUACUAUACAUUCAAUACUUAUGUUGAACUUAAAAAUUCUGGUAAAGAAAAUGAUUUUGGUCUCACUCCUGCAUUUGCUGGCAACUUUGAGUAUUACCUUGGUUUGGAACAGACCUGGUUGGCCGCUGGUAUCAUAUGUUCAGUUAUAUUUGUGGUGUGUUUGCUUUUGCUGAUAUUUGUGGCUAAGAAAUUGUGCCUUGCCAUUGAACUCAUUAAAGAAGCAAGUCGUGCUUCAACAGCCAUGAUAUUCACAUUCAUUUGGCCAUUUGUGCCAUUCUUACUGGAAGCUGGAAUUCUCUUUUAUUGGAUUACCAGUGCAAUAUAUCUUGCUACCAUGGGCCGACCUGAGACCUAUCGUAAUGUUGUCAAUAUUAGCCAUGGAAUGAAGAAUUUGUCCAGAAUUCAUUGUAAUAACCACAAUGGUAAAUUCGUUGAGGAUAUGUGUGACUUUGUUCACUAUGGUGAUAGCAAAUAUGCUGUGGCCUUUGAGGUAUUCCUUCUGUUUAUGGUAUUCUGGUUAAUCAGUUUUGUUACUGCUCUCAACCAAAUGGUCCUUAGUGGUGCUUUUGCCACUUAUUACUGGUCUUACAACAAAAAAAUGGACAUACCAACAUUCCCAAUCCUGGCUUCAUUUGGACGAGCUAUCAGGUACCAUCUUGGUUCUCUUGCCUUCGGUUCCUUAAUUGUCGCCAUUGUGAAAUUCAUCAGAGUCAUCCUUGAAUUCAUCAGCUACAAACUGAGGAAUUCACACAACAAAGUGGCCAGGUUUAUGCUGAAGUGUUUUUCUUGUUGUUUUUGGUGUCUGGAAAACUUCCUGAAGUUCCUCAACAAAAAUGCUUACAUCCAGAUUGCCAUCCAUGGUAAAAGUUUCUGUGUUGCAGCAAAGAAAGCAUUUGCCCUGAUUAUGCGUAACCCUCUCAAUACUGUUAUAAUGGACAAAGUUACUGAUCUGAUUCUUUUCUUGAGCAAGCUCAUGGUAACAGCUGCAGUUGCUUUCAUUGCUAUUGCUGUUCUACAACAUGAUCCUAACCUCAGUGAUAUUCAACCUGGAUAUCUGACUCAAGACAAGCCUUUCUCUAUUUUAAGUCUGUCUGUGAUAGUUAUCGGGUCGUACUUCAUUGCAGACUGCUUCUUCUGUGUUUAUGAGAUGGCUGUUGACACUAUUUUCCUCUGUUUCACUGAAGACACAGAGAGGAAUGAUGGCUCUCCUGAUCGUCCCUAUUACAUGAGCACACAGCUGAUGAAGAUUUUGGGGAAGAAGAACAAGUUGCUUAAUAGCAACAAUUCAAAUUAAGCUCUUUACAUUUGCUCAUAUAGCAUUUACCAUAAGAAACAAAACAUUAUUGCAGUUAUACACCUAUUGCAGAUUAUCUUAUGUGACUGAAGCACUCCCAGAGAAAAGCUGGAGUCGUCUUAAUUUAUUUCCUAUCAUUUCUUUUUGUUUGUUCUCGUUUUGUUUUAGUUAUAAGCUAAACAUUUUCUUACACACUACAUUUAAAAAGAAAGUAUAUGAAUUACUUAUUUUUACUCUUUUGUUCUAGUGAAACUAAGUUUUUACAGAUGUUAACAUUCAUAAUUUCUGUUGCCUUUUCCAUUCUAAUUCAUUACAUAUUUAUUUGAGAAUUUUUCUUUUUUGUCAUAAACCCACAUAGUUUAAAGUUCGACCUAGACUCCUUGAAAUAUUCAUUUGAUUAGUAUAAAGAGGAAAUUUUGUUGGUUGAGUGUUCUUUUAAAAAUUUGUUAAGAUUGAAUGUUUCAUUAACGAACAUUGUUAUAUGUAAAGUUGAAAGAGUUAUAUCAGUGUUAUGGAAUAUUGAUUUAUAAACGUAUUCCUGUCUCUUUUCCUUAUACAAAAUCUGUACUAAUGUAAAAAAAAAAAAAGAAGUAAUUUCUUAGUUUGUAGAAAGAUCAGUUUAUAAUAAUUUUAUUGAUUGUUUUAUUCUAUCAAAAUCUGAUCAUCCAUUUGAUGAGUUCCUCUAUUGGAUUUUUAUAUCAACUGCUCCUGACAAAAUCUUUCACUUCAAAUAUCACGUGAAAGUUAAUUAUUCAUCCAUUCAUUGGAGUUUGCUGAAUUUCCAUUUCUCAUUAUCAUCUUUAUAUAUAUAUAUAAUAUCUUUUGAUUGUCAUUACAUUUAACUCUAUAUUUUGUUUAAUCAAUGUAUUUCUUUAUACAUUAAGUAAACAAAUAUUUCUUUUCUUAAAAGUAAAACUGCCACUAUGUUUUCUGUUUUUUUCUUGCCAACUCACUGUGAAUAGAACAUGCUAACUUUAGAUUGAUAAAAAAAAUCUGUACAAUAGAAUUAAUGAGUUAUUUUAAUCCAGUUUUUUGUACUGAAACUGUAAAAAGACAAAUAGACUGGUUUUUAAAUGUUUCUGUCUCAUAAUUUGGAUUAAAGUUUUGUAUUCCUGUAGAUAUCCAUCUUUUCCCUUUGUUAUCAUUGCAUAAGUUGAAUAUUAAUUUCUUACAUGCUACAAAAACAACAAUAUUCUACAAGAUAUUAGUUAAUUUCAUAAAAAAAUUCCAGCAAAUGUUGCACAGUAGAGUGAGUGAGUGAAGCUGCUGACAAACCAAAUCUAGUUUGGUGUUUUAAUUCCCAGAUAGCAAACCAUCACGACCUCCUAAUUUCUGCUGCUAUAAAGCAAAGCGAUGUUGUAAGAAAUUAAUAUUGAAAGAGAUGACUAGUUUCAGUUUUGUUUUCAAAUCAAAAGAUUUUUCUAUCUUCUACUUUAUAGAACUGACACAUUUCUUAACCCACCUACCAAACUCAUCUUAAGUGUUUUUAUCAAUUUGAUGACAAGCUAAUCCACGCUUGCUUAAUGUUACUCAGAUUUUAAUUAACUGACAUUAUGUUAUAUGGAUUAAUUUGUAUUUCCAUUUGAUACAUAUAUAUGCUCAUAGAAAAACCAUAUACAUCUGCUAAUAUUUGGUGUUUUUACACUUUGCCUUCCCAUCUUUUCAAGAGAUGGCUAUCUCACUUGUCAAAAGUUGACCCUUUGCUAAGGGCAUUUUGCUUUGUGGAGAAGUUACUAUAGAUUUGUGAUUAUCUCAGAAACUGUACCACAAAGUAAUUGAAUAUUUCACCAAAUUGCUAACCAGUCUCCACUUUCGUUUCCAAUAUCAUUACAUUCAUUCAUUUAAAUCUUUUUUUUUUUCCUUUCUAAAUACUUCAUAUAUUGAGAUUCUGCUGCUAACUGCUCUAUUUCAGCUGCUCAACCAAAUGUAUGAGACAGCUUGUUUAAUUUCCAUCAUUUCUGCAAAAGCAUCAUUAUAAAAUCAUUAUCUGGCCUUUUCUCACAAACCAUUAUCUGGCCUUAACAAGCAGUGUUUAAGAAAAACUGAAUUGUGAAGUGACUUUUACUAUUCAAAGUCAAUAUAACUUUCUAUUAAUUAACAUUUCACUGAGAUAUUUCUAAAUUCCACAUUAGCUUAAUGUAUUUUUAAAUGACUGGAUAUUCACACUAGUUACAAAUUCAUUAAUUAAAAAAAAAGAAACAAAGUGACAAAUUUUUAUCUCUGUAUCAGUAUUUAUCAAUGUUUGUUUUUCAUUGUAUUCUACAUGUUCAAGAAGUUUCUCCGCAAUUAGAAAUGAAAAACUCUGGAAGAGAUCUUGCACUUGAGAUAUAUAUAAUUUAGCUGAACAUUGGAAAAAAUAUAUAUAAAGUAAAAGCAAUAAUUUGGUUUCAAAAGCUUUUAAUCAAAUAUUUUUCCAUUUAUUUUUAUGUGUGUGAAUAUCUUUGAAUAAAGAUGUCUGCAUUCUUC
Messenger RNA from Octopus sinensis (East Asian common octopus), 4785 nucleotides. Its product is annotated as choline transporter-like protein 2. The transcript has 23 exons. The record is from RefSeq and is a predicted model, not a curated record. Gene Ontology annotation, biological process: transmembrane transport. Bases 142 to 2319 code for a protein of 725 amino acids. Gene Ontology annotation, cellular component: membrane. Lineage: Eukaryota; Metazoa; Mollusca; Cephalopoda; Octopoda; Octopodidae. Gene Ontology annotation, molecular function: transmembrane transporter activity.